Messenger RNA from Linum tenue, 1554 nucleotides. NCBI's taxonomy places the organism in Eukaryota, Viridiplantae, Streptophyta, Magnoliopsida, Malpighiales, Linaceae. The record is from the annotation of a GenBank genome assembly.
UCACUUAUUCCCAUCAGUCAUCGAGGUACAUGUCGAUUGCCCCGUUGGCAUCCUCGACUGCAUCCCUAUCUAGAGAGGGCGGGAUUGCACAAUUUGAGGCACUUUAUGAGGCUAGAUAUUGACAACGAUCUGCUGACGGCAAUGGCAGAGCGAUGGCGCCCUGAGCUGCAUACCUUCCACUUUCCCGAGGGUGAAAUGACGAUCACCCUCAAAGAUGUUGCCAUCCUCACCGGGCUCCCGAUCACCGGAGAUGCCAUCAUCGACAGCUCGAGAAAACCAGAAGAUGGUUGGGGGCCAUUGAUUCAGGAACGUCUGGGGUUCAACAUGCCGACCACCACGCCCGUCGAAGGGGUUGGGCAUCCACCACUGAAUGCGGGGCAAGUAUCGAUCCCGUGGCUUGUUGACCACAUCCAAUUGGAGGUUAAUAUAGGCCUGGAUACUCCUGAAGAUCAGGUGGAGCGGUAUGCACGUGUAUACCUAAUUGCCUUGGUUGGUGGGUUUCUGUUCCCCGACAAGUCAAAUAAGUGGAUACAAGGCAUGUGGUUCCCUAUGCUCCUCGGUGACUGGGACGAGAUCGGGAGAAAAAGUUGGGGGUCGGCCGUCUUGGCUGGAAUCUACCGAGAGUUGUGUACUUGCUCGAGGUUGGGAGCGAAACAAGCUGGUGGUGCGAUGUUCAUACUUCAACUCUGGGCAUGGGAGCAUCUUCCGUUUCUCGCACCUCAAGACCCUCGGGAAUUCUGGUUGCCAGAUGAUGAGCUACGAUUUGUAGCAAAUCCCCCAUAUGGUUUCAAGUGGAUCGGAGCAAAUACUAACGACCACCAGGCCGAGCACUCUUUACUGUUUUAUCGUGCUGAAUUUGAUAAGCCUUGGUGGAACCAGGCGGUAUGGGAUCCAUAUCCAAAUGAAGUGGUUGAGUUGCAUCGUCUUAGACAUCCCGAGGAUCAAGAGACAUGGUUGUGCAAGGUGCCCUUAAUCUGCUGGCACAUGGUGGAGUGGCACCUGCCCGAUCGAUCUUUGAGGCAAUAUCGAUCGAUCUUCUUAUACCUUAUGGUGUAGGAGUGUCGAUCCUUCACCUCCGCCAUGAUAGCUUUUAUCUUGAUAUCUGGUUGUGCCUCGAUAAGGUGCUUAAUGGUUCUUGCCACUUUUUUUGCUUUCAGUUGCCGGUGAUCCUGUGAAAGUAUGGUUGAGGAGCAACUGUGGUUGUUCUCUGCUGUCCGCAUGACCCAGACCCCCUUUCUCUUCAUAUAUGCAGCACGAAGUUGCCACAUACAACCCUCUCCAGCAUUCUUACAAAUGACAUGCAGUUGUCCCUUGUCAGAAUAUUUUACCUUCCAUUCGAAAUUACGCCGCAUGGCUUCUUCGCUAAAAGCGUCUUGCACAUCGGCUUUCGAAGUGAACGCCAUACCCACUUCCAAAUUAGCAGUCGGAUUAUACACAGGCAUGGGCCGAUAGUCAGGGGCAUCGUUCUGACCAUAUAAAAAUUGAUCAGGAACCUCUGUGUAGUAAGGCGUUGGUGCCUGGCGGAACGCCACCUCACUGUCAUCGAUAUCGUCG